Neopsephotus bourkii (Bourke's parrot) is the source of this 1711-nucleotide messenger RNA. It is a transcript of the gene GPATCH11, whose product is annotated as G-patch domain containing 11. The transcript is spliced from 7 exons. Gene Ontology annotation, cellular component: kinetochore. The coding region runs from base 162 to 968 and encodes 268 amino acids. The record is from RefSeq and is a predicted model, not a curated record. NCBI's taxonomy places the organism in Eukaryota, Metazoa, Chordata, Aves, Psittaciformes, Psittacidae. Gene Ontology annotation, molecular function: nucleic acid binding.
CCUCGGCGGCGCACGAAGCGCAGCAGGCCUGAGCGGCAAGUGCUUCCCCGUUCGAAAGGGGGUUCUGCCUCUCAGGUGAAGUGCAGAGAAAUGAAAUAGGUGAUAAAACGUGUUGACGGCGUUUAUAGGAAAGGGGUUGGAACAGAGCAUGCCUGCUAAACAUGGAGGAAGAAGAGGAAGACUACAUGUCUGAUUUAUUUAUUAAACAGGAUGUAAGGCCGGGUUUGCCUAUGGUGAGACGGGUGAAGGAAGCUAUUCAGAAAGAAGAAAAGCAAAAAGAAGCCAACGAGAAGAACAGACAGAAGAGCAUAAAAGAAGAAGAAAAAGAGAGACGUGACUUGGUACUGAAAAGUGCAUUGGGCAGUGAGAACAAAGGCUUUGCUUUGCUCCAGAAGAUGGGCUACAAGAGCGGCCAGGCACUUGGCAAAAGUGGAGAAGGCAUUGUUGAACCUAUCCCUCUGAACAUAAAAACAGGCAGAAGUGGGAUUGGUCAUGAGGAAUUAAAAAAGAGAAAAGCUGAAGAAAAACUGGAAAACUAUAGACAAAAACUCCAUAUGAAAAAGCAAGCAAAUGAACAAGCUGCAGAUCAGUUCAGAAUAAGAUUUAAAACCAAACAAGAAGAACGUAAGAUGGAAGGGGACCUCCGAAAAAGCCAGAGGGCCUGCCAGCAAUUAGACAUGCAAAAAGAUAUCGAUGUUCCUAAGGAGACUUGGUACUGGCUAGAACCCGAAGAGGAAGACAAAAACGAUGAAGAAGACAAGGAAGAUGAGUGCACAAGCUCAGACUUAAGUGUAUCAGAAAAGCUGCACAUCCUGACUGCGUAUUUGAGAGAACACCACUUUUACUGCAUCUGGUGUGGCACAACCUAUGAAGGUGAGAGUAAACCUGUUGUGUGUUUUACUUUGCUUAUGCAGCUGGAUUCAAAUAGUAAAGUCUAUCCUUCAUGUUUCUCUUACUGGAUGCUUUAAGCUUUACCAUAGCUAGUUUUCCUGCUGUUUUUUGCACAAAGCUUUGUACAUUUUGAUUAUAAACCAAUUUUUAGGUGUUCAUAUGCAUAAAAAAAAACUCUGAACAACCAACCACACAGAUGGUUAUUUGAUUUGGUAUUCAUAUUAAAUUGAGGAAAAAAAAAUAGAUUAAAACCAGUACCAUGCAAAGCUGUGAAAGGUUGCAGGUGUUUCUGAAAGAGUUAGACCACUAUCCCAAUUCACUGCACCAAAGAGGAUAAAAUUUGUGUUCACUUGUUUACCAACUUUCCCCCACACCCUGUCCCACUCUGAGCUGGAAUUACUCACUUUUUCUCUGCUUAUCCUGUAGACUCUGAAGAUUUAUCUUCAAACUGCCCUGGAGACAGUGCUGCAGAUCAUGACUAACCCCUUUCUAAAGGAAGAACCCCUACAUAAGUAUGUAUAGUUCAUAAUAUCUUUUAGAAGGUAUGAAGCUGUGCCAUACUAAAUAAUUGACAUCAAAGUACGCAGAAGGAUAGUUGGCAGUUAAACUCACAUUUCUGAAGCAUCUUACAGAUUCUCUAUUUGAUGCAUAAAGUAAUAGGAAUUAAAACUUUGUAUUUCUAGUUGAACUACGGUAUUAGAGGCAGGGUAAGUAAGCCUUCCAUAGUCUUUGUUUAUGCCCCACCCAACUGAACAAGACCAGCUGAUAAUAAAAUUCAGGUUUGAGUAAGGAAUAAAUACUGGCUAGUAACUCCAUUGUA